Monoraphidium neglectum is the source of this 288-nucleotide messenger RNA. RefSeq lists its product as hypothetical. Lineage: Eukaryota; Viridiplantae; Chlorophyta; Chlorophyceae; Sphaeropleales; Selenastraceae. The record is from RefSeq and is a predicted model, not a curated record. Gene Ontology annotation, molecular function: chloride channel activity. The transcript has 2 exons. The coding region runs from base 1 to 288 and encodes 95 amino acids.
AUGCUGUUCCCGCCAGAGCACGCGGCGCUGAAGCCCGUGCUGGCACGCUGGUCUGUCGCGUUCGCGCGCUCCCUCAAGGCGCACCUGCGGGAAGACGGGGACGUCGCGGCCGAGCUGCAGCACAUUCUGGAGCCCCACGAGCUGGCGGUGGUGGCCAGCAACGCCAACCGCCCGCUGGCCGCGCUGCAGGCCAUGUCGCGCACCAUUUCAGCCGCGGGCCUUGACCCCAUUGCCACCAGCCGGCUGGACAUCAACCUGGAGACGUUUGAGGUGUGCGCCGUUUCAUGA